Messenger RNA from Habropoda laboriosa, 2264 nucleotides. Its product is annotated as dnaJ homolog subfamily C member 2. The coding region runs from base 3 to 1865 and encodes 620 amino acids. Gene Ontology annotation, cellular component: cytosol. The transcript is spliced from 5 exons. Gene Ontology annotation, molecular function: ribosome binding; Hsp70 protein binding. The record is from RefSeq and is a predicted model, not a curated record. Gene Ontology annotation, biological process: 'de novo' cotranslational protein folding; regulation of translational fidelity. Lineage: Eukaryota; Metazoa; Arthropoda; Insecta; Hymenoptera; Apidae.
UAAUGACUGAUAGUAUAAAUGAUAACGAUUCAGCAAAUUUAAAUACAGUGUCCGAGCCAUCCGUGAUGGAAACAUGUACAGCAGGUCCCCUAGUCUUGUAUUCAACUGCGCAAGCAUGGGCAGCUCAGUUUCAUCGCAGUCUUAUGCCUGCCAGGCUGUCAGAGUCCUCCGACGACGAAGACUAUUCUCAGUAUCAAUUCGAAGAUGACCUGGACUACCUUAGGUCAUUGGACCCAAAGGAGUGGAAAGAUCAGGAUCAUUACGCAGUCUUAGGCUUGAAAAAGCUCAGACACAAAGCAACCGAAGAUAUUAUAAAAAGGGCUUAUAAGCAGAAAAUUCUCAAACAUCAUCCUGAUAAACGUAAGGCCAUGGGGGAGGAAAUUCGGCCGGACGACGAUUAUUUCACCUGCAUAACCCGGGCUUGGGAAAUUUUGGGAAACCCUACGAAGCGGCGAAGUUACGACAGCGUGGAUCCGUAUUUUAGCGACGAUUUGCCGGACGAGAAAGACUGUAAAAAUAACUUUUACGUGGUAAUGGGCAAAGCGUUCAAAGAAAAUGCUAGGUGGUCUACGAAAAAGUUAGUACCGCGAUUAGGUGGCCCAGACACACCUAGGGAUAAAGUAGAAAAAUUUUAUUCGUUUUGGUACGACUUUGAUUCGUGGCGCGAAUAUUCUUAUUUGGACGAAGAAGAUAAAGAAAGCGGUCAAGAUCGUGAUAUGCGUAAAUGGAUCGAGAAGAAGAACAAAGCAGCACGGGCAAAACGGAAGAAGGAGGAAAUGACUCGUAUACGUACCUUAGUCGAUAUGGCGUAUAAUGCAGAUCCUAGAGUAAAGAAAUUCCAACAGGAAGAGAGAGACAAAAAAACAGCAGCGAAAAAAGCAAAACAAGAGGCGGCAAAAGCGAGGCAACAAGAGGAAGAGAGAAUAGCGAGGGACGCGGCAGAAAAGGAGAGGCUAGAAAGGGAAAAGCGGGAGAGCGAAGAAAAAGCAAAAUUGGAUGCGCUCAAGCAGGAGAGGGAAGCGCAAAAGAAGGCGCUUCGUAAAGAAAGAAAAGCGUUUAGAGAUUUUUGUAAAGCGAAUAAUUACUUCGCAGAAAAUUCGGCGGAAAAUAUUAUUCAUAUGGAGAGCGUGGAGAAAAUUUGCGAGCUUUUCAAGCUUGUUCAAUUGGAGGAAGCGAUGAAAAAAUUACAGUCCGAGGGUCGAAACGCGUUUCUCGGUAUCGUCGAAGAGACUGAAAAGAAAAUUGAAGCUGAACGUAGAGCCGGCGUUACUUCUAGCGAUAUGCGAAAUACUCCCGAAAAGCAAGUAAAAUCUUACACAGCUCCGUGGUCCGAAAACGACUUGCAACUUUUGAUAAAAGCGGUAAACUUAUUCCCAGCGGGAACGAAUCAACGGUGGGAGGUAGUGGCGAAUUUCAUCAAUCAACAUAGCAGCUCGUCUGUUGGCGUAACUCGCGAUGCGAAGGAAGUACUCGCGAAAGCUAAAGAUUUGCAAUCGACAGAUUUCAGUAAGUCUAGUCUGAAAGAGCAAGCGAAUAAAAAAGCUUUCGAUAAUUUUAUCGCGGAAAAGAAGGCGAAAGAGUCUGUGGAGGAUCGAAUGCCAGCCGUGACGGAACGUCUGGACCAUCCAAUUUCCAACGGUAUUACCUCGGAGCAAAAGGAUUCGAAGAAAGAAUUGCAACCGUGGACCCCGGCGGAGCAAAAACUGUUGGAGCAAGCUUUGAAAACUUAUUCUACGAGCGUGCCUGAUAGAUGGGAUCAGAUAGCGGCGUGUAUUCCAACCAGAACGAAAAAAGAAUGCAUGAGGAGGUAUAAGGAACUGGUCGAACUCGUCAAAGCAAAAAAAGCGGCACAAGUGAUGAAAUAAUAUUAGCCUGUCCUUAAUAAGAAGAUUCUUUUUAACUUAUUCAAUUCGGAUACAAAGAAGUUCGUGAAUCUGUUCGGGUAGGAAAAUGUUGAUUUUGUGAGUUUUGGAAGACGGACGAAUUUUAGCUUUCACCGAGCGCCAGCUAUUGUAUAUACCUGUGCCUUGCUUUAGUUUGUACGUGCACAGUUUGCAACGACGGUUCUAGGAGUUUUCUGCUACUUACACGCAAGAAAAAAAAAGCAAUUGCUGCACGUAGUGACUGUACAUGUAUCGCAAUCGUUGACUGCAUGGAAAAAUCAUGGUCCCAAGGUUCUCGAGUUAACGUUCCUGAAAAUAAAUCUUUUCUCACAUAACGACCCUUUUUGCAAUCGAUCCGAGCGAUCGAAAGUGUCAUGUAAG